Messenger RNA from Cyprinus carpio (common carp), 3295 nucleotides. Its product is annotated as dual serine/threonine and tyrosine protein kinase-like. Gene Ontology annotation, biological process: protein phosphorylation. The record is from RefSeq and is a predicted model, not a curated record. The coding region runs from base 573 to 3236 and encodes 887 amino acids. Gene Ontology annotation, molecular function: ATP binding; protein kinase activity. The transcript is spliced from 14 exons. Lineage: Eukaryota; Metazoa; Chordata; Actinopteri; Cypriniformes; Cyprinidae.
GCACCAGUCGCGCCCCGCCCUCCGAGCGUCCCUCUCGCCAAAUGGACGGGCGGCAGCGGCGGCGGAGGCUGGCAGCGCAGAACUCCCGCAUUUGGGCUGAAAAGUGAAACAUUCCCGACGCAAACACCGGGAUUAUCGAUGAUCGGCGCUCACCCGCGGGGGGAAAGAGCUGCCUGACAGCCGCGAAGCGCAAGCAGCGACCCGGUCCGCGCGACUGUGUGUGUGUGUGUGUGUGUGUGUGUGUGUGUGUGUGUGUGCGCGCGCGCGCGCUACCGAUCAGAACCGCGCCGAUAUCGGUCCGCUUAACGGGAGGAGGCCGUGUGUGAGUGAAUGUGUGUUUAAGUGUGUGUGUGCGUGUGUGUGUUGAUGCACUGACACACACACACACACACACACACACACACACACACACACACACACACACACACACACACCACUGCUUGUUGUUGUUGUUGUUGUAACGUUAUCGGUUCGGUCCAUCCUGCGGUGAUCCGGGCCUCUGCAGAAACAGCGCGCGCUUGUGUGGAGAUGUGACGCGGGCUCACGCGCACUGGGUCUCGCUCCGGGUCAGCAUGGAGAACCCGCAGAAGAACAGCCCGCUGGUCAGAGAGCUGACCCGAGCCUUCAGCCACUACAACAAACACAACGUGUUCCUGAAGAAGAACCUGAACGAGACCCUCAGCUUCUUCAGAGAGAUCCGAGAGAACCAGAGCAACACCUGCAGCGGCACACCUGGAGCUCUGGACACAGGCCAGCUCAGCUGCAUCUCGCUGCCGCGUCACGAGGAGGACUAUCUGCAGAAUGUGGUCGGUAGCGCCCCCUACAUCCUCAUCCUGGGCCAGGACUGUUCCGCCCGAUACCAGCUGCUCAACUGCCUGCUGGGAGAGAGGCUCCUCCCCCUGGGCUCAGAGGUGGGUGGGGCCUGUGGGCUGGAGGGCGGGGCCUGCAGGAGGAGGAAGCUGUGCUUCACGCACGGCCGUCAGACGCGGUUGAGCCUGGCGCUGCCGGGACAGUACGAGCUGGUGCAUCAGCUGGCGGCGCACUGCGGACGCUGGGACACUGUUCCUUUUGAGGACCUGGAGAUCCAGGAGUGUGAGGAUCCCGCGCAGCGAUUGGCCGAGCUGGAGGUCACGCUCCAUCACGCGCUGCUGCAGGAGGUGAAGAUCAUGGUGGUCCCGUGCCGCGGCGUGCAGCCGGUGCACGAGGCUCUGGAGGACUGCAGGCGCGGCAUCCUUCCCAUCAUCCUCUACGCCGUCAGUAAAGACGCGCUGAGCGCCGAGCAGGUGAGCGACCUGCAGAAGGUGCGCGAGACACUGCCGUUCCCCGUCUGCUUCAUCCGGACCCCCGGCGGCCCUUCGGACCCCGGGGCCCUCCACGGGCAGCUGGUGUCUCUGGAGCUGAUCGGGGCUCCUGCGCAGACGCAGAGCAUGCUGGGAGAGAGUGUGGAGCGUCUGCAGCGUGUGCUGGGGCCCUUCACCCGACAGCUGCUGCAGAGCCACCAGGUGGAGGCGGCCUCGCUGCUGAACACCGUCCACUGCCGCUGCCUCGACCUCUUCAUCAACCAGGCGUUCGACAUGCAGAGGGAUCUUCAGAUCACGCCGCGGCGGCUGGAGUACACGCGCGAGAAGGAGGGCGAGCUCUUCAGCUCCCUGAUGGCCAUCGCUAACCGCAAGCAGGAGGAGAUGAAGGAGAUGAUCGUGGAGACGCUGAGCUGCAUGAAGGAGCAGCUGCUGGAGGACGCCGCGGACCUGCAGUUCACAGACAUCAUCAUGUCGUCUAACGGCGAGCCGGUGAGCUCGAAGGACAUUAAGAUGUGCAUCAGUCAGAUCCAGGAUCUGAUCGUGGUGCGACUCAAUCAGGCCGUAUAUAUAUAUAAAACUGACACACAGCUCUGUGGACUACCUGAGAGAGAGAGCUUCGUGGGGGACACUGGAGAGAUCCUGGGCAGCCUGGAGAAGAGCACACCUGAGUCCUGCAGCAACGUCACACACUCACAUUGUGGUCAGAUCCUGAACGCGGCGUAUAACGUGGAGGUGACCUUCCACUCGGGCUCCUCCGUCACCAGGCUCUUCUGGGAGCAGAUCAAACAGAUCAUCCACCGCAUCACGUGGGUCAAUCCUCCGUCCGUCACGGCCGAGUGGAAGCGCAAGGUCGCGCAGGACGCCAUCGAGAGCCUGAGCGCCGCCAAACUGGCCAAGAGCAUCUGCUCUCAGUUCAGGACCAGACUCAACAGCUCCCACGAGGCCUUCGCCGCCUCGCUCCGACAGCUGGAGGAGGGUCACACGGGGCGUCUGGAGCGAACUGAAGACCUGUGGUUGCGGGUCAGGAAGGAUCACGCCCCUCGACUCGCCCGCCUGUCACUGGAGAGCCGAUCGCUGCGAGACGUUCUGCUGCACGGAAAGCCGAAGAUGGGCCGUGAGCUGGGCCGGGGUCAGUACGGUGUGGUGUUUCUGUGUGAUAACUGGGGUGGACAUCACCCGUGUGCCCUGAAGUCAGUCGUUCCUCCGGACGACAAGCACUGGAACGACCUCGCGCUGGAGUUCCACUACACACGUUAUAUUUUUUUUAUUUAUUGUUUAGUGAAUCUCCACGGGUCGGUGAUCGAUCACUCGUACAGCGGCGGCUCCAGUAUCGCGGUUCUGCUGAUCAUGGAGCGGUUAUACAGAGACCUCUACACGGGACUGAAGGCCGGUCUGUCUCUGAAGGAGCGUCUUCAGAUCGCUCUGGACGUGGUGGAGGGGAUUCGGUUCCUGCACAGUCAGGGUCUCUUACACCGCGACAUCAAGCUAAAGAACGUUCUGUUGGACAAACAGAACCGUGCGAAGAUCACUGACCUGGGCUUCUGUAAACCCGAGGCCAUGAUGUCCGGCAGUAUUGUAGGGACACCCAUCCACAUGGCACCAGAACUCUUCACAGGAAAGUACGAUAACUCCGUCGACGUGUACGCGUUUGGGAUCCUCUUCUGGUAUCUCUGCUCCGGCUCUGUCAAACUCCCAGAAGCCUUUGAGAAAUGCUCCAGUAAAGACCAGCUGUGGACCAACGUCAAGAAAGGCUCGCGGCCGGAGCGGUUGUCCACGUUUGACGAGGAGUGCUGGCAGCUGAUGGAGGCCUGCUGGAACGCAGACCCUUCCCAGAGACCCCUGCUGGGCAUCGUCCAGCCCAGCCUGCAAACCAUCAUGGACCGCCUGUGUGACAAUUCUGACCAAAAGAGCGGCAGCCUGGAGGACUCGAACUGACACUCAUCUCCCUGCAUGCUCCUCUCGAGACGCUAAAGGAAAGCAGCUUGUUUGUGUGU